AGUUGAUAUGUCCAUGAAAAUCUAAUAAUAUAUAUGUUUGGUUCUGAGUGUAAUUAACACUUAUCAGUUUCAUACCUACUCAAGUUUGAUUUUGGAGACCCAACAAGCAGCCAUCCAAAUUCAUACUAAGAUUUCAUAUCAUGGCUUGGGGAUCACGUUCCUCUUCCUCUUCCUCCAAUUACCAUGUGUUCCUCAGCUUCAGGGGUGAAGACACACGUAGUGCUUUUACUGGCCAUCUCUACAACACUCUUCAGAGCAAGGGAAUCCACACUUUCAUUGAUGAUGAGAAACUUCAAAGAGGGGAGCAAAUAACACCAGCACUUAUGAAGGCAAUUCAAGAGUCCAGAGUUGCCAUCACUGUGCUCUCUGAACACUAUGCUUCUUCUUCGUUUUGUUUAGAUGAACUUGCAACCAUCCUUGACCAGAGGAAACGGUUGUUAGUUAUACCGGUCUUUUAUAAGGUGGAUCCUUCUGAUGUGAGACACCAGAAAGGUAGUUAUGGAGAAGCAUUGGCAAAGCUUGAGACGAGGUACCAGCAUGACCCGGAGAAGUUGCAAAAAUGGAAGAUGGCUCUGAAGCAAGUAGCUGACUUGUCUGGCUAUCAUUUCAAAGAGGGAGAUGGAUAUGAAUUCAAUUUUAUUGAGAAGAUUGUUGAGCAGGUAUCUAGGGAGAUUAAUCCUCGUACUUUACAUGUUGCGGAUUACCGAGUUGGACUAGAGUCGCGAGUGCUAGAUGUAAGGAGACUUUUGGAUGCUGGAUCUGAUGAUGGUGUCCACAUGAUAGGGAUUCAUGGAAUGGGCGGGGUAGGAAAAUCAACACUUGCUCGAGCUGUUUAUAAUGAAUUGAUAAUUGCUGAGAAGUUUGAUGGUUUGUGUUUUCUUGCAAAUGUGAGGGAAAACUCAAACACACACCGGUUAGAACACCUCCAAGAAAAGCUGCUUUUAGAAAUACUCGGAGAGAAGAACAUCAGCUUAACAAGUGAGAAAGAAGGAAUUCCAAUCAUACAGUCUAGGCUCAAGGGAAAGAAGGUUCUCUUGAUUCUAGAUGAUGUUAACACACAUGAGCAAUUACAAGCAAUUGGAAGACGUGAUUGGUUUGGUCCCGGCAGCAAAAUCAUCAUCACAACUCGGGACAAACAAUUGCUAGCAUCUCAUGAAGUUAAUAAAACAUAUGAGAUGAAGGAAUUAAAUCAGAAAGAUGCUCUUCAGUUGCUUACAUGGAAAGCUUUUAAGAAGGAAAAAGCUUAUCCAACUUACGUGGAGGUCUUGCAUCUUGCACUAACUUAUGCUUCUGGUCAUCCAUUGACGUUGGAAGUAAUAGGUUCCCACUUGGUUGGAAAAAGUAUAGAAGAAUGGGAAUCUGCCAUCAAAAAAUAUGAAAGAACUCCCAAGAAGGAAAUUUUUGAUAAACUUAAAGUAAGCUUUGAUGCUUUGGAGGAAGUGUUGGUUAAUUUUGAAAAUCGAGAUAAUCCUGGAUAAAUCUGAAGUUGUGUAUAAACACUUUCA
Molecule: messenger RNA, 1505 nt
Organism: Glycine soja
Lineage: Eukaryota; Viridiplantae; Streptophyta; Magnoliopsida; Fabales; Fabaceae
Product: TMV resistance protein N-like
Exons: 2
Coding region: 141-1478 (445 amino acids)
Biological process (GO): defense response; signal transduction
Molecular function (GO): ADP binding
Source: RefSeq, a predicted model, not a curated record